GAAGCAGUCAUGAUGUUCCACACAGCAGCCCUGGCCUUCCUCCUCUGCUCUGUCCACUGUUUCACCUUAAAGGAUUCUGAAAGGAUGAAAAGACACUCGAGUAAAACUGGCAACACCAUUGCUGAUGAGGAGUCCAGCGUUUCCACAUUGUUAGAACGGGCAAACGCUAAUCUUGGAAUGAACCCGGAUGAACCUCUUGUAAUGUUUGGAGACAUUGCAGUACCAAGUGGUCUGCAGAAUGCUGAUCCUUGCACGACACGAGGUUGCCUGUGGCCAAAAUCUGAUGACGGCAAUGUCUACAUACCAUAUAGAAUUUCCAGGCAGUACUCCUCUGGAGAGAGAGAUACCAUCAUUGAAGGCCUGCGGUCAUUUGCGGCGUCCACAUGCAUUCGAUUUACCCCCCAAAGGUCCCAAAGAGACUUUGUGGAUAUCCAGUCUCGUUCAGGGUGUUACUCAUUUGUUGGACGUCGCGGCCGUGGACAAGUUGUGUCUUUGAGUCGUCAGGGUUGUGUUUUCCAACAGAUCAUCCAACACGAACUGCUCCAUGCCAUGGGAUUCAAUCAUGAACAGACUCGAUCUGACCGGGACCAGCAUGUUCAAAUACUCUUGGAGAACGUCAUUCCUGGAAUGGAAAGUAAUUUCAGGAAGAUUAAUACAAGAAACCUUGGUACUCCCUAUGACUAUAACUCUGUCAUGCACUAUGGAAGGUUCGCCUUCUCCAGGAACAGAAGACCAACGAUUGUUCCCAUCCCUGACAACAACGUAAGCGUUGGCAGGGCAACCAGAAUGAGUCCUAUCGAUAUCAGGCGGGUGAACAUUCUUUAUGGUUGCAGUUCGUAUCUCUUGCCCAAACCGGCAAGCGAGUCCGGACCACUUGCAUGAUUUGGUUUCUCUUCUCAUGUCUUCUCUCAUUUUUUCUUUCAUGUACCUACAGAUGAGUAAUAAA
Messenger RNA from Doryrhamphus excisus (bluestripe pipefish), 946 nucleotides. Its product is annotated as high choriolytic enzyme 1-like. Lineage: Eukaryota; Metazoa; Chordata; Actinopteri; Syngnathiformes; Syngnathidae. Gene Ontology annotation, molecular function: metalloendopeptidase activity; zinc ion binding. The record is from RefSeq and is a predicted model, not a curated record. Gene Ontology annotation, biological process: proteolysis.